AUGGUUGAGAUGCAAUCACAGUCCUAUAGAUGUCUCGCCAGGGCGAAAUGCUGCCCCUUGGAAGUGGUUUCGGCCACAAGGCCAACUGAGCUCAGCUCCAAUGAAAUUCUGAUUCGCAUCAAGUCUAUCGCAAUCAAUCCAGCCGACUUUAAGAUGAUCGAUCAGGGCCACAGGGCCACUACCUGGCCUCUUGUGCCAGGUCUAGAUGGAGCUGGUGUUGUGGAGGGCCUUGGAAGCGAUGUCAAAAAUCUCACGGGAGGAAGGUCCGCUUCAUAUCAGACAUAUGCCGUGGUGAAAGAGAAGGAUGUGGCCAAGAUCCCUACAUGGUGGACAUUUGAAGAGGCUUCAACACUUGGGGUCUCCUAUUUGACAGCUAUGAUGGCUCUUGGGAUUGGUCUGAAGACUCCGUUGCCGUUUCUGAAAGGUGGCCCAAUAACAGGAUUCAAGCCCUCGUCUGUUCUCAUUCUUGGUGGCAGCUCUGCCUAG
Messenger RNA from Penicillium maclennaniae, 486 nucleotides. RefSeq lists its product as uncharacterized. The transcript has 3 exons. The record is from RefSeq and is a predicted model, not a curated record. Bases 1 to 486 code for a protein of 161 amino acids. Lineage: Eukaryota; Fungi; Ascomycota; Eurotiomycetes; Eurotiales; Aspergillaceae.